UUUGCAUAAAUGCACUGUCUACAACCAUAGAGAACACUCAUUGUAAUAAGCAGGUGAUGAAAGGACUUUUUGCUCCGGUGAAAUAUUAAUGAACUGAUAAAGUGUUCAAAGUGCACUUUAAAGGUCACUUCGAUGAAACCUCAGCAGCCUGAGUCGAGAAUGGAAGACAAAGACGUCUCUGACACAGGUGCGGAGCAGAAAGGGAAAUUAAGCCUUGUGCUUGCCUUGGCUACACUGGUGUCUGCGUUUGGAUCUUCAUUCCAGUAUGGAUACAAUGUGGCGGCGAUCAAUUCUCCAUCCCAGUUCAUGCAGUCCUUCUACAAUGCCACCUACUUUGAGCGCUAUAACAGCUACAUUGACGACAGCUACCUGACACUCCUGUGGUCCAUCUCGGUGUCCAUGUAUCCACUCGGAGGAUUUUUUGGGUCUCUCAUGGUGGCUCCUUUAGUGAAUAAACUUGGAAGGAAAGGAACAUUACUAUUUAAUAACAUCUUUUCCAUUGUUCCUGCCAUUCUGAUGGGUGCCAGUGAAUCAGCCAAGUCCUCUGAAAUGGUUAUAGUGGGCCGAGUCAUCAUAGGCGUUUGUGCUGGUCUCUCCUCCAAUGUGGUCCCCAUGUACCUGGGAGAGAUGUCACCAAAGAACCUGCGUGGAGCCAUUGGUGUCGUGCCACAGCUCUUUAUCACCAUUGGCAUUCUGGUGGCCCAGAUCUUUGGACUAAGGAGCAUACUGGGCAAUGCAGAAGGAUGGCCUAUCAUGCUUGCCCUCACUGGCAUUCCUGCAGUUAUUGAACUUCUUGUUCUGCCUUUUUUCCCUGAAAGUCCAAGAUAUACUCUCAUUCAGAAAGGAGACACGGAUAAGGCCAGGAGAGAUCUACAGAAGCUACGGAACAGGGAAGAUGUCGAUGAGGAAAUUGAGGAGAUGCAUGUGGAAGAUCAGUCCGAGAAAGCGGAGGGUCGUCUUUCGGUACUCACUCUAUUCUCAUUCCGCUCCUUGCGAUGGCAGCUCAUUUCUGUGUUUAUAAUGAACAUGGGCCAGCAGCUAUCUGGGGUUAAUGCGAUCUAUUACUAUGCAGACAGCAUUUACCUUUCUGCUGGAGUGGAGGAGAACAAUGUCCAAUAUGUGACCAUUGCAACAGGCUCGAUAAACGUCAUCAUGACCCUAAUCGCGGUUUUUAUCAUUGAAGCCUCAGGAAGAAAAUUACUUCUUCUGAUAGGCUUUGGGAUUUGCUGUGGUGCUUGUACUGUCCUGACAAUAACUCUCCAAUUUAAGGAAACUGCCACGUGGAUACCAUACCUGAGCGCUGCCUGCUUAAUAAUCUACGUGAUUGGACAUGCAAUCGGACCCAGCCCCAUUCCUUAUGUGGUGACAACAGAGAUGUUCCGCCAGUCCUCUAGGCCUGCUGCUUUCAUGGUUGCUGGUUCUGUCCAUUGGCUGUCCAACUUCACUGUAGGCCUCAUCUUUCCAUUCUUGGAGAAAGGUCUUGGCCCAUUCAGUUUUAUUGUCUUUGCUGCAAUCUGCCUGGCAACUCUGCUCUACAUCCUUAUGAUUGUUCCAGAAACAAAGAACAAAACAUUUCUAGAAGUCAGCCAGCUAUUUGCCAAGAGGAACAAAACCAGAAUAAUCAUGGAGAUGGAGAGCACCUCAGUGAAAGUCACCUCAGAUGGUCCUGAUGGUAACAACGUUCUGCACAUGACAACUUUGUAAUUAGUGAAUACUGAGAAAGUUAAUAAAGUUAACAAAAUUU
This is a messenger RNA of Erpetoichthys calabaricus (reedfish), 1744 nucleotides long. It is a transcript of the gene slc2a1a, whose product is annotated as solute carrier family 2 member 1a. NCBI's taxonomy places the organism in Eukaryota, Metazoa, Chordata, Cladistia, Polypteriformes, Polypteridae. The transcript is spliced from 12 exons. Gene Ontology annotation, cellular component: membrane. The coding region runs from base 133 to 1704 and encodes 523 amino acids. Gene Ontology annotation, molecular function: hexose transmembrane transporter activity. The record is from RefSeq and is a predicted model, not a curated record. Gene Ontology annotation, biological process: monosaccharide transmembrane transport.